UUUCAACAUAGCUACAUAUAAUGCCAACUAAUGAGGGCGCUGCCUCGAGCGGUAUAUUUCAAUCUGGUCUGCUGUUCAGAGAAAAUGAGUUGCACAAGGAGUCAAAGAAAGAGGAGUUUAGAACAAACAGACCAUGUUGAAUAUUCCCAAGAGCUGCCAUCUUCAAAAAAGAAGAAUAUGGGGACAAAGAGAAGACGCUCAAGCUUCAUGAGGGGUCGCAAUCGAAGGUCACUACCCCCGGCAAAUCUUGAUAUCUCAGAGCUACACAAGAAAAUUCCUCCAGAUGAGGCUGAGGAGAAAAGACUCGCACUUCUGCAUCAAGUCUGUUUUGAGCUAGGAGUGCUUUCAAUGAGACACUGGACAAGCUAGAGAAAGACAACUGCCUGAAGGAAUCAUGCAGCACACUGAAAAGAGUCGAUGAGAAAAACAGAACUAAGGUUUUUACAAGCAUUCCAAAUCCAGUUAAUUUGAAGAUUGAGGGAUAUGCAACCAGGGUGAAAGGUCGGCUGGACCACCUUAUGGAGGAAAGCACAAAGUGGGAUAAUCUACUCACUUCAUCCACUGAGAUGGCAACACAAGCUGAAAGUUUAGUUAAAAUGGAAAAUCCAGAGGGACCAGGUAAGCUUCCAGAUUCACUGAGCAGGCAGGAUGUUAGAUACCUCACAGGCCUACCAAACUUGAACCAAAUCCUGUCAUCCAGCAUGACCUCCCUUCAGAAGCUUGAAAUGCAUGUGGAUACUAUUCUACAAUCUUGCAAAGGCUUGAAGGAACUUGAAGCUAGUACAGAUUCCUAUCUUACGCAUCAAAUAAAACUUAUAGCUAAGAAAUCAGAGACAGCCACAGAUUUUAGUCCAAAAUCUCUUAUUUGUGGAAAGUCAACUUGAAGAUGAUUAAAGACAAGAGAUGAUCAUAAGCAAGAAAUUCAUGUUAUGGAUCAGUUGGGUAUAAAGGUUUGUUACUGUUAAAUACAGUAGAUUGUGAAUGGGGAAGGGGAGUUCCUAAUCCUACUAUCCUAUAAUCUAGCUAUUCUUAUCCAUCCAUGACGGGAGAAGAAUAAUGUACCCCAUUAGUGUUUAGCAUGAUAAUAAUGAUGCUAUAAUUUCUUUGAAGAUACACUGUCUACUAACAAAUUCAGAAAAUCAUCAAAAAUGCAACAAAAAUCCUCAAUACCUUAUUUAAGCACUCAAAUAUAUUAUUAAUUUUCAACCAGAAAUAAAAGUUUCCACUAAUUUUACACACAUUUUACUACAGUAAUCCUUAAAUUGAUUACCAGUCAAUGUAAGGUUCAAUGCAAACGAAUACCUCAAAGGUAUUGUUUAACUGUCUGUUAGAUUUCCAUAAAAAAGUUGUCAUUAAGAUUUUUAAUUAUAUGUUAAUAACUUAAAAAUAUACAAAUUAUGCAAAUAAAAUAUGGAGUUGAUUUUUUCAGUUUGUUUAGCUCAUGACAGAGAGUACGUUUAGUAACAGGUUUUGUUUCUUGAAUAAUCAUGUAAACUAAGAGUGAGUUCUGUGUGUAGUUGACAUGCUAGCAAAGAAGUAAGACAUCAAGUAAUGAACGUUCCUGCUAAGCCCUGCCCCUGGGAUAUUGUUAGUACGGUCCACACAUGCGUUUGUGGGAAAACGUGUAUUUAAAUUGUGAUACACGUGUGUAUUCCUUGUCAGCUGUUAAGUUUGACGACACUUCGGAAAGGACCAUUCAGUGUGAAUUGGCAUUACCAUUUAGUUUGUAUCUCAAAAUCAAUGUCAAUGUCUACUAAAUGAUGUGAAAUCACUGAGAAUCUGCCCUUAUUUGUGACAUUUUUUUAAGCUUUCUUCGUUAAUUUUGGACCGAUUGUUUUUUUCCAUAUAUGUAACUUAUUCCUUAUUUAUUCAGCUAUUCAUUUUUAGUUUUAAUAUCAGUGACACAUCGUCGGAAUAUUUUUAAAGCAAGAUCACUUGUUAGCAUCGACCGCUUUAUUCAAAUCCUGUGAUCAUAUUUACUAAAAUUAUUCUCAUAUCAGAAAACAUGGGUCGAUUUUUACGGCCGUUUAUUUGCGUAUAUAUAGAAUAAUCAAGCUGUCAUUUAAGCAAAAAAAUCAACGUAUUUCGAUAAAUAGUCCCGUUGGAAUGUGCGCUUCUUUGGAGAUGCUGACUUAAUCUAACAGACAUCAACUAUAAUCGUAAAGAAUAGCCAGCACUUUGAGGCUCUUAGAGAAUUCAUACACAGGCAAAGUUGAAAGAAAACUGCAUUUUCUCACCUAGUAUUUAUAUAUAUAUUUUUAAAAAACAUCAUUUUUGCAUGAAACAAAAUAAUAGUUAUUUCUAAGUUGUAAUGUUAAACAUGUUAAAUUUUUUAUUUAAGCAAUUUAAAAAACAUUGUGUACAGUAGUUUUACAAAAUCAGCUGUGUGGUUUGACCGAUUCACUGGACCUGAACAUUAUAUCUACUUUAUAUCUGAUUAUAUUAACAUUGAAAAUUGCAUGAAGUUUGUUUUAAAUUCACAUUGAUGUGUGUUUGCAGUGAUACAAUAAAUUUGAAAGAAACAUUUUAUUUGUUUAAUUAUACUUAUCUAUUUUUAAUUAUUUGUAGAGAAGAAUAAAUGUGUGGUUGUCAACCUUAUAUGAUAAAUUUAGUUGAUAAUCACAAACAACCUUAAUAACAUGGAGGUACACAUCCAUAAUAACAUAGACAUACAUCCUAAUUUUUGUCAUUUUGUGGUUCUGUUUCGUUCCAAUUUUCUUCAUAUUUACUCUGUAAUGGUUUUUGUAUUGUGCAUUGAAUUAAUCAAGGACUAAUUAGUCCUAAUUGGAUAAGCUGUAUAUAGGCCGCCUUUUAAUUUUACUAUAUAAGGAAAAUUUAUCUAAGUACUAUACCUGAUUGUCCUACUGUCUGAGCUGUAUGUAGGCCUUCUUUUAAUUAGAUUACAGGGAGCAGAAUUGUUUAAAGUACUAUACAGUACCUCAUUGGUCUGCUGUGCUUAAUUAGAGGGAAGAACAUACUUCAAAUCACCUCUGCUGUAGACUGUAAGUCAUUUUUUUAAAGGGAAGAAAAGGAUUCAGAGAUCUUCUCCUAUAGGCCUAUUCUGUAGUUUAUUUUAUUGCUGGGAAGGACUACACUGCUUUUAAUUUUAUGUAAUAUUAAGACUAAUUUGUUGUGUGUGUGUUCUAACAUCUUGUAACAUUUGACAUACAAUGUCAAUUAAAAAAUAUAUUUUGGAAA
Molecule: messenger RNA, 3198 nt
Organism: Anneissia japonica
Lineage: Eukaryota; Metazoa; Echinodermata; Crinoidea; Comatulida; Comatulidae
Biological process (GO): cell division; mitotic sister chromatid segregation
Cellular component (GO): MIS12/MIND type complex
Source: RefSeq, a predicted model, not a curated record